Messenger RNA from Limulus polyphemus (Atlantic horseshoe crab), 2943 nucleotides. RefSeq lists its product as uncharacterized. Bases 70 to 615 code for a protein of 181 amino acids. The record is from RefSeq and is a predicted model, not a curated record. The transcript is spliced from 2 exons. Lineage: Eukaryota; Metazoa; Arthropoda; Merostomata; Xiphosura; Limulidae.
AGCAAGAAAAGGUGGCUAGCGGCGAUGUCGUCUCCACUACCGGAACCAACUGAGUAAGGAAGCCUGUGUAUGGAUUGCUAUGAGGAGAUAGAGAACCCUGUUCGACUUUUCGGGUUCCUGUGUUUGUUUUUCUGGUGGAAAGACGAAGCGUUUUCUGGCUCCGCUGUAAUGUCGUAUUUUAAGUUUGUUGUGUUUCUUCCUGUUCUGGGCUGUUUGAUGACGUCACAGGCGGAACUAAACGUUAAUCCUGCUUCUGGCUACGAAAACUACCGCCCAUCUACUCCGAAGUUGUCAGUGCUUAUAUACGAUAAACGAGCGCUGUUCGACCCUCCAGGCCAAUAUGGAAAGGGCCCCUGGGAGAUUUUCACUCAUGGAUACGGACUGAAAUACGGGUUCAAUAAUAAAAAAUUCACUGAGAAGGGUUACGGCUACGUCAAGGCUUUGGGCCGAGAUUUCUGCCGGGAUAAUCCACGUUCAUGUUUCAACUAUUACAACCGCCGACCCUUUACUUUCCGAGGCACCAGGGAGCCCUAUUGGGGGUACCGUCCACGUGGAGGCAUAUUACAUCCUUUGAAGGAAGCUUUGAUUUUGGCUCGAGGAUAUCACCUCAACUAAUUAAUAUGCAAUCUAAUAACUUAUCUUUGUCAACAUUUUCAAACGGACAGGGCAGGAUUAAUGGCUCGAGAUUGUCAAAAUGUUUGAUAACUUUCUGAAAAUUCUAAUUAUUAGAUACGGUAAAGGGGUGUUUUACAAACAACUUGUCAAACACCCCUUAAUCCAAAUUGAUUAUGUAUGUUUUACUCUGUUAAAGAUCAAGUAGUAAACGUGGCUAUUUCAUCCCUUUUAUUAAUCAGUGGCAAUUUGGAGCUUGUAGUAAUCAAUACGUACCUAUAUUGCUGUCAUAAGAAAAACUUAGAGGUAACCAAUUUGAAGAUGAAAAAGUGCUAAUUUCUUUAUCUUAUUCAUCGGUUUAAAUAUAGAGUAACGUAUCUGUUCUUUUUCAAACACUUUGAAUAAACUAAAAGUUAAACCUGAAACACAUGACAUAUUUUACAAGCCUUGAAGAAAUGUUUUGAAGACAACUAGCUCAUUAUCAUUGCAAUAGUUGAAUCUAGAAAUUUAGUUUCACGAAAAGAUAGACUUAUUUCCAUUCCAUAGUUAGGAAAACUGGUAUUCUGAAAUGCGAACACACCUUAUAUAACACAAACUAAUGCGACACACACCUUAUAUGACAUUAAACCAAUACGUGGCAUUAAAAUGGCAGAACUUAUUUGAUUAAGUCUGGCCGCUGUUCAGCCUUCAGCAACUUCAAAUAAUCACAAGAACCCAAAAUGACGAGAUCUUAAGCAUUCUAAAACUCAGAUUAUAUAAAGACUUAAACCAACAGAGUUAAAAACAUACGUUAACACGAUCCAGGUGUAAUGACUAACAUACAACAUAGCUAAACUAAGACUGUAAUGUUUUAACAUCCUCGAAGGCUGCUAAAUUAAGACAAGCGCUGCUCAUAGGUUGUCUCAGUUCUUGUUGAGGCUACUAUAUUAAGCCAAGCAGUGUAUAAAAAUAGUUUUAAUAUUUUUUAAAGGCUGCUACAAUAAGACAAACACUGUAUAAAAAUAAUCUUAUUAUUUUUAAAGGCUGCUACAAUAAGACAAACACUGUAUAAAAAUACUUUUAAUAUUUUUUAAAGGCUGCUACAAUAAGACAAACACUGUAUAAAAAUACUCUUAAUAUUUUUUAAAGGAUGCUACAAUAAGACAAACACUGUUCAAAAAUAGUAUCAACACUCUCUAAAGGCUGCUACGUUAAGACAAGCACUAUCUAAACGUUGUUUCAAUACUCUUUGAAGGUUACUACAUUUAGAUAGGCACUGUCUGAAAAUAUCGUUUGAAUUAUCGUUAAGGAUGCUAAUUUAAGAUGUCUGAUUUUUUUCUCUCGUUAAGACCAAAACAAAAGCUUAACACAAAGACUGAGUACGACUCAUUGAAUAUUUUAAAUAAAUAUUCUUCAGAGUUUGAAGAGAAGUUUUUGGUUCCCACUUGUGGUGGAAAAACUCGUACCUUAUUAAUGUUCUGAACCCCAAGUUCUCAUGAUUCGUAGUAUACUUAAUUGUUAUUAUUUUUCUCGGAAUUGAAUAAAGAGCAUAGCAUAUAUAUAUGUAUAUAUAAGACAGGGCUUGAGUUGUGCAAAGUUAUCAAGUGGAACUCAGUUUCACAGCCCCUAUGAGGCAGGGGUCCGGGGCCGCCAUAACUUAUGCUAUAUAAAUUGAAUUUUUGCAUACAUUGUAUCCUGGAUUUGUUUAUAAUACAUACCUUUCCAAAGGCUUUUGACGUUUCGAAAUGUGUGCAUAAAAGCAACGACAGUCUCUUAUUUCGAUUAUUUGAUGACGUCACAAUGUAUGUUGACACAGAAAAGUAACUCAAAUGAAGAAGAAUGACAUGUCGCAAAGUAGGCCUAUAAUGAAGUAGGCCUACAUAAACGAUAUAAAUUGGUAAGAUUGUGAUAACUUAUCUUUAACUUUAUGUAUGUCCUUGGACAUUCUACAACAGGAACGUUUUCAUAAAAAUUUCUAACAACAGGAGCGUUUUCACAAAAAUUUCUCAGAACAGGAACGGUGCUCCGGUUUGCUCCCCUUCAACUCAAGCCCUGAUAUUACGUCUAUUAUAUUAUCAAUGAGUUCAGUGUUAAGUGCCGCAGACUUAAUUGUAAUGAUUAAAUUGCCAUACGUAUAAGUAACCCCACAGUGCGUUUUUCAUUUAUAGUUAUUAUGCAUUAAUUGAAGGAAAUUAAACUAGAAUAUAAUACCAUGUUGUUUUUUAACCUUGUUUAGAUUUAAAGCCUUCAAGAUCUUGUUUUCAACAUUCUCGCCACAGAAGUUUUAUAUUCUCUACUUCUAUUUCUGUUUGAUGCUUGUUGUGUGAAUAAAGAAUUAUUUGUUACUUAUAA